This is a messenger RNA of Ceratotherium simum simum (southern white rhinoceros), 2004 nucleotides long. Lineage: Eukaryota; Metazoa; Chordata; Mammalia; Perissodactyla; Rhinocerotidae. The record is from RefSeq and is a predicted model, not a curated record.
CCGGGUUUGUCUGCUCGCACGUCCCGGCCCGCGGCGGUGCAGAGAACAAAAGGACAGGAUAAUAAAGCACAAAAUGGUUCUUUGCAUCAGAAGGACACGGUUCAUGACAAUGACUUUGAGCCCUACCUUUCUGGACAGUCAAAUCAGAGUAACAGUUACCCCUCCAUGGCCGAUCCCUACCUGUCCAGCUAUUACCCACCAUCCAUCGGAUUUCCUUACUCCGUCAAUGAGGCGCCGUGGUCUACUGGAGGGGACCCUCCCAUCCCAUACCUCACCACCUAUGGACAGCUCAGUAAUGGAGACCAUCAUUUUAUGCACGAUGCUGUUUUUGGGCAGCCUGGGGGCCUGGGGAACAACAUCUAUCAGCACAGGUUUAAUUUUUUCCCUGAAAACCCUGCCUUCUCAGCCUGGGGGACGAGUGGGUCUCAAGGGCAGCAGGCUCAGAGUUCAGCUUACGGGAGCAGCUACACCUACCCACCCAGCUCCCUGGGUGGCACGAUCGUGGAUGGGCAGACGGGCUUUCACAGUGAUACCCUCAACAAGGCCCCUGGAAUGAACAGCCUGGAGCAGGGCAUGGUGGGCCUGAAGAUCGGAGAUGUCACCACCUCUGCAGUCAAAACGGUGGGGUCGGUCGUCAGCAGUGUAGCGAUGACUGGUGUCCUUUCCGGCAGUGGUGGGACAAAUAUAAAUAUGCCAGUUUCGAAGCCGACCUCAUGGGCUGCCAUUGCCAGCAAGCCGGCAAAACCACAGCCGAAAAUGAAAGCUAAGAGCGGACCGGUAAUCGGGGGCACGCUGCCCCCUCCGCCUAUAAAGCAUAACAUGGACAUUGGCACGUGGGAUAACAAAGGGCCCGUGCCCAAGGCCCCAGCUCCUCAGCGGGCGCCCUCCCCCCAGGCGGCCCCACAGCCCCAGCCGGUUGUGCAGCCUCUUCCUGCCCAGCCUCCUGCUUUGGCCCAGCCACAGUAUCAGAGCCCUCAGCAGCCACCCCAAACCCGCUGGGUCGCCCCUCGCAAUAGAAACGUGACAUUUGGGCAGAGCGGAGGGACUGGUGGUGAUAGUAACUCUUCUGGUAAUACCCAGCCAAAUUCUGCCCCAAGUGUAGAAUCCCACCCCGUCCUUGAAAAACUGAAGGCUGCCCACAGCUAUAAUCCUAAAGAGUUUGAUUGGAAUCUUAAAAGUGGACGUGUGUUCAUAAUAAAGAGCUACUCCGAGGAUGACAUCCACCGCUCCAUCAAGUACUCCAUUUGGUGUAGCACGGAGCACGGCAACAAGCGCCUGGACAGCGCCUUCCGCUCCAUGAGCAGCAAGGGGCCUGUCUACCUGCUCUUCAGCGUCAACGGGAGUGGGCACUUCUGCGGGGUGGCCGAGAUGAAGUCGCCCGUGGACUAUGGCACGAGUGCUGGGGUCUGGUCUCAGGACAAGUGGAAGGGCAAGUUUGACGUGAAGUGGCUUUUUGUUAAGGAUGUGCCCAAUAACCAGCUGCGGCACAUCAGACUGGAGAAUAAUGACAACAAGCCAGUCACAAACUCCCGAGAUACCCAGGAGGUGCCCUUAGAAAAAGCAAAGCAAGUGCUGAAAAUCAUCGCUUCCUACAGGCACACGACCUCCAUCUUCGACGACUUUUCUCACUACGAGAAGCGCCAGGAGGAGGAGGAAGUGGUGCGCAAGGAACGGCAGAAUCGGAACAAACAGUAAAGAUGAACUGGUUUCUUACCUGUUCUCGCGUUUGACUGAGAAUCCGUUUCAGAGCAGUGUGCUUGGUGCUGUCUCCUGGCGUGGCCCUGGCUGUCCUCCUGUGCACCGUCCUCCUGCGCAGGCUUGGCGAGCGCGUCGUCACCUUCUCCGUGGUUCGUUUCUGCCCAGAUGGAUCUGCACUCGUUGUAUUUUUCUAUGUAUUAUAGUGUUGCAGAACUCACUAAUAAAGGAGUGUUUUGUCAGCUUGUCACUCAGACUGACCUAAUGUGAAAUAGAAGUAUCCUUAAAAACAAAAAAAAGCGAAACAAA